Messenger RNA from Pseudocercospora fijiensis CIRAD86, 1281 nucleotides. RefSeq lists its product as uncharacterized. The transcript is spliced from 2 exons. The coding region runs from base 1 to 1281 and encodes 426 amino acids. Gene Ontology annotation, cellular component: pyruvate dehydrogenase complex. Lineage: Eukaryota; Fungi; Ascomycota; Dothideomycetes; Mycosphaerellales; Mycosphaerellaceae. Gene Ontology annotation, biological process: pyruvate decarboxylation to acetyl-CoA. The record is from RefSeq and is a predicted model, not a curated record. Gene Ontology annotation, molecular function: dihydrolipoyllysine-residue acetyltransferase activity.
AUGAAGCCACAGAAGAAGGAUAUGGCGAAGAAUCCUCCGUGGUUCGGUUUUCAUAUCUCCCAAAGGGCUGCUGCUGCUCAGAACUAUGCUAUGCCUGCGCUCAGCCCAACGAUGACCGAAGGAAACAUUGCAUCCUGGAGACUGAAGGAAGGAGACUCUUUUGCAGCCGGAGAUGUCAUUCUUGAGAUUGAGACCGACAAAGCUACCAUGGAUGUCGAAGCGCAAGACGAUGGAAUUCUCAUGAAAAUUACGAAGCCAGACGGAACCAAGGGAGUGAAGGUCGGCGAGAGAAUAGCAGUUCUGGCGGAAGAGGGAGACGACAUCAGCUCAUUGGAACUGCCAAAGGAGGAUAGUGCUCCGCAGCGAAAGCAGGCAGAGCAGCCAAAGCAGGAAGCGAAGAAAGAGAACAAGCCAGCCCCAAAGCAGGAGGAGCCUCCUUCGCAGACAGCUGAGAAGGGCGCACAGAAGGUAGGACAAGAGGGCAAGCAGUUGGGCGCUCCACGAUCUCGGAAGUACCCUCUCUACCCAUCGGUCGAGGCUAUGCUUCACCAGAAUGGCAUUUCUGAAAAGGAUGCGGACAGCAUACCAGCUUCUGGACCACAAGGACGUUUACUGAAGGGCGACGUGCUUGCAUACUUAGGCAAGAUCAAGAAGGACUAUCCUGCGGAAUCCUCAAAGCGACUGGAGAAGCUGUCGCAUCUCGAUUUGAGCAACAUCCAGCUCGCAAAGAAGGCUGAAGGCAAGCCCGAGCAGCCAAAGGCCGCAGGGAAGGCCGCAGCACCAGAACCACCCAAGGAGACAGAAAUUGGACUCCGUAUAUCUCUUUCGCAAGUCAUCGCAACACAGAAGCGAGUGCAAGAUACUCUCGGCAUUCGACUGCCUCUCUCCACCCUUAUUGCUCGAGCAAGCGAGAUGGCAAACGAAGAUCUACCCUUGAGCAAGAACCGAAAACCCACUGCAGACGAGCUUUUCAACUCAAUAUUAGGCUUGGAGCAAGUCAAACCAUCGAGCAAAGGAGCAUACUUUCCGCUUAUUACUGGACUGAUGCCUGCGCCCAUGAGCGCUACAAAGCCAGCGAGUAAAGCUGAUAUAAUCGACAUACUGGCAGCACCUAAAGCAAAGAAGCCUGCUCCAAGAUCGGCCGUGAUACCCGCUGGCAUUUCUACCGACGACAACAUCUUUUCGGUCAUGGCCCAGCCUGGAGAUGAGAGCAGAGCCACCGAAUAUCUUGAAAGGGUGAAGCUUGUGCUCGAGAAAGAGCCUGGUCGUCUUGUGCUGUGA